GUAUUACUGAAACCUUGGGUCUAGCAAAAGCUGGGGAUUUUGGGAGUCGUAGUCUUUCUAUUUGUAGCCUAUCAACCAACAGCCAGCAACAUUACGGGCCACAACAGAGUUGCUGUUUGCAACCAGUGCAACGAAAUUGUAAUUAAGAAAUAAACAACAAACGUAGAACUCGUAUACCACUUACAAACAAAACUGGAAACGACAUACUGCUGGAGCCUCCCUACCCCCAUCACAUUUUAAGUUAACUUGAACAUACUACAAAUCCCAGCAAUAUUUGUGACCUCUUAAUAUUUUACGUCUGCGUACUACAAUUAUUUGCCUAUAGGUUACCAUCUUUAAAAAGUACAUCUAAAGCAUGUUAUGGACUAACCGAUGAGGGUGUUGAUAAUUGUUAAGUGGAAGGUCAACUGAAAGCCAGUAUGCUGAUACGUGUACCAGCUAUUCUAGGAUGGCGUCAGAAGUUCCAUCGCUACUAUACUCGUUUAACAUUUACUUUUCUUGUGCAUUGGACUACACCUGCGUGUCUGUCCCGGCUUCAGUCUAAGUCGUUACCGAUAAUAAGGGCAGCCACUGGGGGGCGGCAUGAGUGUGAUUUAUUACUGUAUUCACAGAAGGCAGCAAUAAUGUGGAGUGAGAAAAAAUUGCGCCCUACCACUUGGGGGCACGCUGGUUACCGAUGGGGCUCCAGGAAUGAAAAUAGCCAAAAACAUCAUCUCGGAGAAUUGGGAUUGCCUAUUAUAAUGGCACUGUCUGUGGUUUAUUGCACUGACAAGGGAGAAGACGCCGAAGUGCAAGCUUUAUUGAAUGCAACACGGUCAAAUAACAUCCAGGAAGUCAGCAGGCUGCUUGGAAAAGGUAUAGAUGUGAACUCUCGGCACACCCUCGGUUGGACAGCACUGAUGGUAGCAGCUAUGAACAGAAAUUACAGCAUUGUAAAGCUUCUUCUAGAAGCUGGUGCUGAUCCUAAUGUUGGUGAUGAAUUCAGCAGCGUUUAUGAAUGUGCAAAGGCGAAGGGGAUCCAUUCGUUAGAAGUCCUAGUUACACGAGAGGAUGAAUUCAGCAAUCGUUUGAACAACAGAGCCUCUUUCCGAGGAUGCACAGCUUUGCAUUAUGCAGUCCUGAUUGAUGACUAUCGAGUUGUUAGACAGCUGCUAGAAGCAGGUGCCAGCCCCCUGCAACGAAAUGAAAUGGGGCACACGCCAGUGGAUUAUGCCCGUGAGGGAGAGGUCAUGAAACUCCUGAAGGAGUGGGAGACAAAGUUCCAGGAGCAACAACGAAGGCAGGAGUUAGAGGAGCGCCGUCGCUUCCCUCUUGAACAGAGACUGAAAGAGCACAUCAUUGGUCAAGAAAGUGCCAUAGCUACAGUUGCAUCAGCUAUCCGGAGGAAGGAAAAUGGCUGGUAUGAUGAAGAACAUCCUUUGGUUUUCCUGUUUCUAGGAUCUUCAGGAAUAGGGAAGACAGAAUUGGCCAAACAGGUAGCCAAGUACCUUCAUAAAGAUGUGAAAAAGGGGUUCAUACGUCUUGAUAUGUCAGAGUUUCAGGAAAAACAUGAGGUUGCCAAGUUUAUUGGUUCUCCUCCUGGAUAUGUUGGUCAUGAAGAAGGUGGUCAGCUGACAAAAAAGCUCAAGCAGAGUCCAAAUGCUGUUGUCCUCUUUGAUGAAGUGGACAAAGCCCAUCCUGAUGUCCUUACCAUCAUGUUGCAGCUGUUUGAUGAGGGUCGAUUAACUGAUGGGAAAGGAAAGACAAUUGAAUGUAAAGAUGCCAUUUUCAUCAUGACGUCUAAUGUGGCAAGUGAUGAGAUUGCCCAUCAUGCUCUGCAGCUAAGACAAGAAGCACAGGAGAUGAGCAGAAAGAGAAUAGCAGAAAAUCUAGAUGACAUUCAGAUGGCAGAGAAGAUCACAAUAUCCAAAAAGUUUAAAGAGAAUGUUAUUCGCCCAAUCUUAAAAGCUCAUUUUCGACGUGAUGAGUUCCUAGGAAGAAUAAAUGAAAUAGUGUACUUCCUUCCUUUCUCCCAUUCAGAACUCAUUCAGUUGGUCAGCAAGGAAUUGCAUUUUUGGGCCAAAAAGGCAAAGCAGAGACACAACAUUACCCUGCUGUGGGACCGUGAAGUGAUGGAUGUCCUGGCAGACGGCUACAAUUUACACUAUGGUGCUCGAUCUAUCAAGCAUGAGGUGGAGCGUCGUGUUGUUAACCAGUUAGCUGCUGCAUAUGAACAGGACCUGUUGCCAAGAGGCUGUACUCUGCGUAUCACAGUUGAACAUUCUGACAAGAACAUCCUGAAGAGUGAUUUCACAUCUAAGGAGAAUGGUGCAGCUCCUGUAAUACGCCUAGAAAUAGUUGAUAAAGACAGCAGAAGCAGGAAGCUAGACAUUCAGACUCCACUGAAUCCUGAGAACAUGUUUCAUACAUUAUGAACCUCAGCAGCCUUUACAAAUGCAGAGUUUAGUUGAUCUAGAAGGACUGGAAUGCAAAAAGUAACUUAUAUAAAUCCUCCAGCAAUUAUAAGCCUAUCUGGUUAUGUCGAUGUCUGCAUUUUCCUUUGACUCUUCCAAUAAAGAAAGCAGAGAUAAAUCUUUUUUCUAAUUUACCCAUUA
Molecule: messenger RNA, 2594 nt
Organism: Protopterus annectens (West African lungfish)
Lineage: Eukaryota; Metazoa; Chordata; Ceratodontiformes; Protopteridae
Gene: CLPB
Product: caseinolytic mitochondrial matrix peptidase chaperone subunit B
Exons: 16
Coding region: 420-2414 (664 amino acids)
Biological process (GO): cellular response to heat
Cellular component (GO): mitochondrion; cytoplasm
Molecular function (GO): ATP hydrolysis activity; ATP binding; protein binding
Source: RefSeq, a predicted model, not a curated record